Mesorhabditis belari is the source of this 2616-nucleotide messenger RNA. Lineage: Eukaryota; Metazoa; Nematoda; Chromadorea; Rhabditida; Rhabditidae. The record is from the annotation of a GenBank genome assembly.
AUGAAAAAAAUCGUCCAGAUCCAUUAUGGUCAAGUGGAACAAACGGACUUGGACCGUGUUCAAAUCUUGGCUCAACGGGAUCCGUGGUUGAAAAUUGCGCAGAUCAUUGUACAUACCGGAAUGUUGGCGAGAGAUGAUCCUUACAAUGAAUACCUCCAAGCCUACUAUCAACCGUAUGAGCGCUACAUCGGGCGAAUGCAGCAAAUGUUCCCCAACGCAACAAUGCCUCGCUUUAGACGACAAUAUGAUUCCGAUCAAUUCAAAUUGCCGUUUGAGAAAAAAGUUGACAAUGGAGUGAUCACUUUGAAAGAUUUUUCCCAACUUCACUCAUUGAGCAAGGACGUUUGUGGGGAGAUUUUUGCGUGUCCUCCAUGUGAUGAGAGCUCUUCACCAAAUACUAGUCAAAGUAGUCUGAGUGAGAAUACGAAUUCUGGAGAGGCCAAUGAUGGACAUGGACAUUCAACUUCAUCCUCUUCCUCUUCCUCUUCCUCUUCCCCAUCUUCUUCAGCAAAAAUCGGUGAUUAUGAAUACGAGAUCACUGGGGAUCCACCAGGCUUGGUGAUUAACGCAAGCCCAGCCUCCAAAAAGCACAAGAAGGAAAGUCGAAGUACUUUGGGAGAAGAAAGUGAAGAGACAACAACAAAUCAAGCAGCUGAUUAUGAUUUGGAGGAUAAUGCAAUCAACGAGACACCGAAAUCAAGAAUCUCGAAAGAUUUCGAGCUCGACUUUAGUGAAAAUGAGAGCAGUAGAAAGGUGAGAAAGUCUGUGAAGAGAAGCCGAGUGAAGAGAGAAGUCUUGUCACAAGAACAAUGCGUUUGCCCAAGAUCGAAAGAGAAGACAGCUGAUGGUUGUUCUGGAUCUCAAUCGUCUGGUGGUUGUGGUGGAAAUCAAAUGCCAGAGAUCCAGUACUCUUAUGAUCCGAUGGGAAACGGCCCUCCAGCAAUUCCUCCAAAUUGCCCGGGAAUGGUUGGGCCAUGCGGCCAGCUAUCGAUGUCUUCACCUUGUGGAUCUCCAUGCGAAAUGAAUCAGAUCCGAUACAGUGGAUAUGGCUCAUACUAUCAACAACCAAUUGGCCCUUGUGGUCAAAUAAGUACUGGAUGUCAGCAACAAGCGACCCAGUACUAUUCACCUUGCUCCGGAGGAUGUCAACAGCCACAAGGCUGGUACUACCCGUAUGAUCGAACACCAUUAGCUCCAGCUCCACCCGAGGAAACUUCAUUCAGUGAAGAUGAGAAGAAACCGCAAACUGCUCCAAAGAAGCUAAUCCCGAUCGAUUCCGUUGAUCGACCUGAAGCACCUCCGGUUCCAGAUCCUAAAUCAUCCGACUUGACGUCAACUUUCAACAAUUUUUUCAAAAACACCGAGAAAACCGAUCAAUUUGUGCAAAAGCCACGGAGUAUCAGUGAAAACAUUGCUGAGGACACCAAUGAAGUGGCAAAAUCUAUUGCUGAGCUGAGCACUGAUGCUCCAUCUGAAGAAAGUUAUGCAAAGAUGCACGGGAAACCGACUCAAAACGAGAUUCGACCGAUUCAACAAAGAAGUGUGAAUCCAUUUCCAAUCCCUCUCUUCCAAUCCCUCGAUUCCAAGCCACCAGCGCUAGACAAUCUUCUCUCAAACAUUGUCUCUGCUAAAAGCUAUCAAGAUUAUAUGGAUGGGAGCACAACAGAAAUAAAACCAAAAUUGGAAAGACAAUCUGUCAUUCGAAAGUAUUCCGGUCGAUCACCGAUCAAGCCGCAAAAAGCUUUGAGGAAAGUGGAUACAGCAGAGGGUGAAAGUCUGGAAGUAAUCAAGGAAAGUCAUGCAGUCAACUCUGUGAAGCUCCCACCGCCCACUCGAGAAUCGAUCGUUGAAAAUAUGGCUCUAGAGAAGUCAAGGACUGCAAUUGCGCUGGAAAGGGGAAAUCGAAGCAAACGACAAGUUUCUAAGCAGAGAGGAAUUACUCAAACAAAUAACAGGAAACGAAAUACGAAAUCAAAAUGUGUGAUUCGUGGAGUCGAUCUGGCCGUCUACUUGGACGAUUCUUCGGCAAUGAGCCAAGAAUCAUUUGAUAUCUCAAAACUCUUUCUCAAAGAAUUGCACAAAAUGAUGGAAAAGAAUCUAGAAAAAUGUGAAAUGAUUUCACGGAUCACAGUUCUCAGCAACACUGCUGGUGGUGGUGUUCGUAGUAGCACUCUGUUUGAUGUUCAUGCUUCGAAAAAACUCUUUGAUUCAAAUAUUGACUCGAUUAAACAUGCAAAAUGUAAUCUUCGAGAAGAGAAGUGUUCGAUGAGCAUAUUUGAGGCCUAUAUAGCGGCUACAGAUAUUCUGACAGAAGAGAAGACUGACAGGAAAAAGGUUCUCCUUGUCAUGACUGAACGAAAUCCCAAGCAAAUCCUUUCAAUCCGCUACUCACUCAUGAGAGCGAUGAACUACGCCGAGAAAAACGGAGUACUCGUCCAUUUCUCUGGGACACCGCUUGAUCCAAUGUCUCUACUCCGAGUCAGCUCUUUCUUCUCUCCACUCUUUCCCAAUUUCCAGAAUAUCUACCCAGAAUACAUUUGCGAUCAAUUGACUGUCUCCGAUGAUCAGCUGAUUCUAAAGAAAAACUAUUGUCCAAAGAAAAAUUCGAUUAUUAAU